Protobothrops mucrosquamatus (brown spotted pit viper) is the source of this 1248-nucleotide messenger RNA. RefSeq names its product inositol 1,4,5-trisphosphate receptor type 1. The transcript is spliced from 8 exons. The record is from RefSeq and is a predicted model, not a curated record. Gene Ontology annotation, biological process: calcium ion transport. Gene Ontology annotation, cellular component: endoplasmic reticulum. Lineage: Eukaryota; Metazoa; Chordata; Lepidosauria; Squamata; Viperidae. The annotation marks the transcript as partial. Gene Ontology annotation, molecular function: inositol 1,4,5 trisphosphate binding; inositol 1,4,5-trisphosphate-gated calcium channel activity.
AUGACGCUUUCCUUAUUUUUCUUCUGCUUUACAAGGUACCAGCUGAAUCUUUUUGCUCGGAUGUGCCUUGAUCGCCAGUACUUAGCUAUAAAUGAAAUAUCUGGACAGUUAGAUGUUGACCUUAUUCUUCGCUGCAUGUCUGAUGAGAAUUUGCCUUACGACUUGAGAGCUUCAUUUUGUCGACUGAUGUUGCACAUGCAUGUUGACCGAGAUCCCCAAGAACAAGUGACGCCAGUGAAGUAUGCUCGACUAUGGUCAGAGAUACCAUCUGAAAUAGCAAUUGAUGAUUACGACAGCAGUGGAACUUCCAAAGACGAAAUCAAGGAGAGGUUUGCACAAACUAUGGAGUUUGUGGAGGAAUAUUUGAGAGAUGUUGUUUGCCAAAGAUUCCCAUUUUCUGAUAAAGAAAAAAAUAAACUCACCUUCGAGGUUGUGAACUUAGCCCGAAAUCUGAUAUAUUUUGGCUUCUAUAAUUUUUGUGAUCUUCUAAGACUAACAAAAAUUCUCUUAGCUAUUCUGGACUGUGUACAUGUUGCAACUAUUUUCCCUAUUACAAAGGCAACAAAAGGAGAAGAAAGUAAAGGGAGCAAUGUGAUGAGAUCGAUCCAUGGUGUUGGAGAGCUCAUGACUCAAGUGGUACUAAGAGGUGGUGGGUUCUUGCCUAUGACACCUUUGGCUGCUGUCCCGGAAGGUAACGUGAAGCAAGUUGAACCUGAGAAAGAGGACAUCCUGGUAAUGGAUACCAAACUGAAAAUAAUUGAAAUCCUCCAGUUUAUUUUGAAUGUGAGAUUGGAUUACCGAAUCUCAUGCCUUCUGUGUAUAUUUAAACGAGAAUUUGAUGAAAGCAAUGCACAGACAUCUGAUUCACCUUCAGGGAGCAAUAAUCAAGAAAUGCCAAAUGUACCAGGUGCUCUUGACUUUGAAAAUAUUGAAGAACAAGCAGAAGGGAUAUUUGGAGGCAGUGAAGAGAAUACGCCACUAGAUUUGGAUGAUCACGGUGGCAGAACUUUCCUGAGAGUUUUGCUCCAUUUAACCAUGCAUGACUAUCCUCCGCUUGUGUCUGGGGCGCUUCAGCUACUCUUCAGACACUUUAGUCAGAGGCAAGAAGUCCUCCAGGCCUUUAAACAGGUUCAACUGCUUGUUACCAGCCAAGAUGUUGACAAUUACAAGCAGAUAAAGCAAGAUUUGGAUCAGCUGAGGUCCAUUGUUGAAAAAUCGGAACUCUGGGUCUACAAAGGACAAGGGCCG